This is a messenger RNA of Blepharisma stoltei, 2266 nucleotides long. NCBI's taxonomy places the organism in Eukaryota, Ciliophora, Heterotrichea, Heterotrichida, Blepharismidae. The record is from the annotation of a GenBank genome assembly.
AUGACCGAAGUCCGUCACGAAUAUACAGUCGGUGGGGAGAAAAAGGCUUGCAAAGUAUGUGCUAAACUUUUUCCACAAUGCAUGCAUUGGGUUUCUCUGUGAAUAAUUGAAGGAAUUAAUAGUCGUGAUAUCGAAUCCCUAGGCAAAAGAGCCCAAUUUAUCACUGAUUUCCCUCCUCAUCAAGUUUUCAGCUAUAUGAAAGAUUUAGACCAAGAUAUAGGAAUCGUUGACAUCCAGAACACAAAAUUUAACUCGUUUUUGCUUACAACUAAAGGCCAGAUCUAUUCAUGGGGGAUUAAUAACGUUUACGCUUGUAAUCCUUGCGAUUCAAGGUUACCGUUUUGUCCUCCUGGACCUAUUAGAGACUUAUCACAAGUCACUAUUGUUUCUAUUUCAUGUGGAGAAGAGCACGUACUCGCAUUAGAAUCUGGCAUGUAUCUCUGGUCAUGAGGAAUAAACUCACGUGGGCAGCUUGGAAGAAAUGCUGAAGAAGAAGCAGGGCCAGCACCUAUACAAAAUAUAAACCAAAUUGUAAGAAUUGCAGCUGGGCCUUAUACAUCUUAUGCUGUACAGUUGAAUGGAAAUGUGUAUGCGUGGGGAGAUAAUAGAAAAAAUGAAUUAAGUGAACUUUUUGAUAGGGCAGAUGAAAAUGAAAUUGUAAGCAAGCCUACGGAACUAUUGAAAAUGCCAUGAAAGAGAAAUAACUCUACUGUGCAAAGGUCGUAUUUUAAGACUGAAAACAUCAGAGAGCUUGAUAUAGCAGGAGUGAGCAGAGCUGAAAUAAAAAGGCGACAAGCUGAAAACGACGAUUUAAAAAGAAGAAUUGAGUCUCUCAGGAAAAAAGUUGACACUUUAGAAGAUGAAAUGUCAGGAGUUGGCAGCAAGCGUAUUUCUUCUAAAUGAGAUACUGAUAUUCAUCUCAAAGAAAUCAGAAUGCUAACUCCCCCUUCCAUGAGCGAGUAAUAAAAUUUGUUGACUCACAAGAGGAGGGUUAAUUUUUUAUAUAUAAAAUUUUUAAUUGUAAAUAAAAAAUUGUUUUAUGCUAGUUUUUAAAUUAAAAAUUGUUAAAUUCAAUCUUUUCACUUGAAUAAAUAUAUAAGACAAACCUAAUAAAUAAUCAUUAUUUUUUAAUAUUAUUCUCUUUAUUUAUAUUAAAUAUAUAUAAAAACAAUAUAUGAGAUUUAUAUAUAAACAACGCUCAUGAAGGGUGGAGUUUAGUCAAUAAUCGUUUUUCCCAAUAGUUUUGAUCACUCACGGUGAGAAAGUAAGAGAUCGUGCUUCCAAAGCCAACAAAAAAGUCUGAACAAGUAUCGAGAAGCUAAAAACAAUAAUCACAAACUCUGAAAAAGAGAUAAAAUCCUUACAAAAACAAAUAGAAAAUCUUGAUAAGGAAAUCAUUGAAACUUGAAAUCUCACUAAGGAGCACGAAACACUUAUUAAUAACAAAAAAGCUGACCUAGAAGGAGCUCUAGAAACGAAUCAAAAGGAUAUGGCAAAUAAAUAUGAAACAGAAUUGGUCAAUUUGAGAGUCAAGAGAAAAGAAUACCAUGCUAAUGCUACACAUAAAGAAAUAGAAAAAUCGAGGUGUGGAGAGACUAUAAAAAAGUUGGAAAUAGAAAUAGAGGCUUCAAAAGAAAAAAUAGUAAGAAAAGAAGGAAAAAUUGAUAAAAAUUUAGAAAUUUAUAAUCAAAUGGAAGCAGUGAGAAAAAAAGCAAUAGCUGAAGAAACAUUCUCACUCAAUGAGUCAACAUUCCAAAAAGAAAUUGAACAAUUAGUUGUCUAUGAAGAAGCCUUAAAAAAAUCUGACCCGGACUACAUUUCCAAAAAAAUAGGAAAAUAUGCCACCCCUCUCGAAAUUCUCAAAGUCUCUGAUUAUAUUUUAAAUGUCUUUGAUAAAGAAAUUAACGAGCUCUUCAAAGCAAAAUUUGGCUCAGCUGAACUUGUAAAUCGAGCAUUAAUGGUAAUUGCCGAUAAUGUCCGUCUUAGAAAACAAGUCAAUAACUUUUCAAAAUUAAUUUCUGGACCCAUAAAUGAGAAAAUCGAAAAACAAAAAAUGGCAGAAUUAAAGAAACGAGUCCCUCCUGUGAUGUGGAAGCAUGUAAAAGAUAAAGAAAAGUUCAUAAAAGAUAUUUUUAGAGAAGCAGAUUUUAGUGCCAAAAAGUAUGGAUUUGACGACCCAUUCACUAAGAGGCUGUAUCGAUAUCAAGAAAAGCAAAAAGAAGCUAAGCCUAUCGAAAAACGAGAAAAAAGGUGGAGACUUUGUUAA